UGAGUAAACAUGGCGACUUCGGUACAAUUUCAAUAUUGGAAAAUAAAAUUAUUAGGCCUAACAUUUUAAAACAUUAUAGAUCUCAAUUAUCGUUCUCAACCAUGAGAUUGCCUUAAGAAUUUAUUAACUAAAGCAGAGACUUAAAAAAAAACUGCUAACAACUUCCACCUACAUUGUCUGCAGUGUAUAUCCUUUUAAACUGACGUAAGAUCAUCGCCAGUCUUUCUGCUCUGUUGUCUAAAUAAAUAUAGGACAUGGAUUUCUCAUUUAGUGUAAACAAAUUGCUGCAUGAUGAAAUAUCAGUUGUUGACAGUACACUUCAGUUAUGUAGAGCCAAUGGAACUGACAGGCAAAAUUUCCGUCAAUUACAAAGUAUGCUGUAUGACAUUGUGGAUAAGAUGGGUGAAGCAUCAGCUAAGGCACAAAGUUUACAUGGGCCCAUUACUACUGGCAAAAGACUUGAAACAUCUGGACACAGGGUCUACAUUAUGAAAGACAACAAUAGUAAUCGUGGGAUGGGGUGUGUGAUUGGCAUUUUGAAAGUUGGAAGCAAAAAACUUUUUGUGUACGACAACAGCAAGAAACAGCAUGAGAUGGAGCCACUGUGUGUUCUAGACUUUUAUGUUCAUGAGUCUCGGCAAAGAAUGGGCUGCGGGAGAAAACUUUUUGACUUUAUGCUUAUGAAUGAAGGAAUUCGUGUUGAACAUCUAGCCAUAGACAGGCCUUCACCAAAGUUUCUCUCAUUUUUAAAACGACAUUACAAACUAGAAGCAAGCAUUCCACAAGUGAACAAUUUUGUUGUAUUUGAGGGCUUUUUUGCAAACAGAGCAGACAGAGGAAAUAACAGAAACAGAAGGAAUGAUGGGUACAAUAGACCAUACUCAGGUAACCAAAGAAAUCAGCGAUCUAAUUAUUAUGAAUCAAAUCCUGCACAAGCUUACAGAAAUAGUCCACUCAGUGAGUUAUCUGUAAAGAAAGCUGAAUCAGGCUUUAAUGUACCUGGUGUUUAUACACAAUCUCAUAGUCACAUGGGAGCUGGUGAUAUGAUGUACAGCCGACAUGGAAUCAAAACCAGCAGUCGAAACAGUGCUCAACAGUAUAAUGCUUUCAACAACCAGCAAUAUUCUCAGAGUGAAUCUAAUUUAAACCGUGCCACAGUUUCUCCACAAUGGGUUCAUGAAGAAAAUAUGCAAAACAGAAACAAUGAAGCACCAUCGCCUUCUGAAUAUCAAAGCAAUCAAAACUACAGACCCUCCUCUGGCAAGAACACUAACUCUAUACCAUCUGCAACAUUAAACCAGCAAAGAGUUACCACUCCUCCAACUGUGAUUGACCCAAGGUUCCCUAAACAAAUGCCAGAUAACAUUUCCUCCACUGCAUCAAUGUUGCCAGUUAUAACAGUCACAGGUCUACCUCCCAGUGGAAAACGCCCUUUUAAAAACGAAAACUUUGAACCCCCUGAACUAAGGCGCAAUGAGCCACCAGCAAGCUAUAAGGAGUUAUUAAAUUUGCAUCAACAAUAUCAAGGAAGAAAUGGCCAUCUUUCAUUGCCUCCAAGUCAGACAGACACUUAUCCACAUGUGACAACACCAUCAGCACCCAGCUACGCAGCACCUGCGCUCCCAUCAAACAGAAACACCUCGUGGACAGUGAUGGGUGCUUUGAGAGAUCAGAGACUAGCAGCGCCGGCAGCUUCCAGAUAUAAUCCCAACAGGCUCUGGUGAUGUUCAUGUUAGCACUCAUCCCUGUGUUACCCAUUUAUUGCUUGUUCACUGUUUUUUUAUAAUCUUACUAUGUGAUAUGGCUUUACAGAAAAAAACUGUACUGGUGAUACAGCUGAAUUUGUAGCCAUUUUAAAUCAAACUGUGAUAUAAAUUAUGCCUUGAAGUGAAAUAUAAUUUUAAAUGUUUAUUAUUAUUUUCGGCAAAAGCUAAAAGUACUUAAUGUAUAGUUCAAUCACUUUAGGAAUCUGACUUACAACUCUCUCAACUUCUUUAAACUUUAUUGAAGUGCCUUUUGGUCAAUAAAUGUAAAAAAUGUUGAUUUCUAAUUCACAAUAAUUAUUUGUUUUUGUAAAAUGCAAGUUUUUUAAUUAAUUAUUCAACCCUUUGUUUUUUUUUCAAAGACCUUUCUUUACAUCUAGCAUGAACUUAAAAUAUUGAUGAAGAAUAAAUCAGGGGUAUGCAAAUGUUUUAAAGGGAUUGGGACUAAAUGUAGGCUUUAAUAAUGCAGCGGUCUCUGCUUCAUAAUGAUAUACUAGACUGUAGGGGCUAGUUCAUUCAUCCCCUUAUCUCUUUGUAUCUUAACCAGAAAAACUAGCAAAUUGUGAGAUAAAAAUAGAGAUCUAAUAAUAUCUUCAGCUGUCAGGUAUAAUUCGGGGGGGGGGGUGUGGUCAAGCAGUAGAGCCUAUGCCUAAUAAUCAUGAAGUCAUGAGUUCGGCUUCCAAGCUGUAAUUAGCUUGUUCUCAGAACAGACUACCCCCUCCCCCAAUCUAACCAAUCAGAGUAAGACACCAGGGAGUACAAGCCUUAUUGAAACAACAGAUCUAGUAGCUGGCAAUAUCAUUCAAUAUUUUGGUGCAUGAUCUGCUCUUUGAUGGAUCAGCCUGGCUUAGAGACAUUGCUCAUGCCAGAUAGUAGUGCAAGAAAGCUUUACACACAACAUCGAUUUAAAAAAGCAGAUUUACCACUGACAAGGUCAAAAUCCAUCCUAUCUUAUCUGUACUAUUGUGCAAGAUUGCCAUGAGUGAUUGUAACAUCUUCCAGUUAUGAUGAACAGCUUUAUAUUGACAUCUAAGUGUGUACAUCAUCACAAUAUUUUCCAAAAAAAAAAAAACUUUUUUAUAAUUCAACUUGUCACUGUUACUAUGGUUUGUGUAAAUUGUAUGUUGACAAAACAAAUAUACAAAUAAAGAACAUUACAAAUGAG
Messenger RNA from Physella acuta, 2928 nucleotides. RefSeq names its product alpha-tubulin N-acetyltransferase 1-like. Gene Ontology annotation, cellular component: microtubule. Gene Ontology annotation, biological process: alpha-tubulin acetylation. Gene Ontology annotation, molecular function: tubulin N-acetyltransferase activity. Lineage: Eukaryota; Metazoa; Mollusca; Gastropoda; Physidae. The record is from RefSeq and is a predicted model, not a curated record.